Geodia barretti is the source of this 855-nucleotide messenger RNA. The record is from the annotation of a GenBank genome assembly. NCBI's taxonomy places the organism in Eukaryota, Metazoa, Porifera, Demospongiae, Tetractinellida, Geodiidae.
UAAAACAUAACCGGUCGCGGUCCGCCGCGGCGGGGCUAUAAAACGGCCGCGCGACGACCUCAGAUACAUCAAUCCACUGACGAUCCAACCUACAACGAAAAAACGGGGGAAAUGAACAAUUCAGUGGCUGAAAGCUGCAUAACCCUCUGCAUAUUGCUCCUAGCAGCAUCUACUCUUCUGCAAAUGGCAGAAUCAAAGAAGAGGCAUCCGUUGCAUUUUUCUGACAACUACACUUGCUCGUACAAUAGAAUUUGAAGAGCAUUAUCCAAGAUUUGAAGACAUGAACUUUGUUGGAAACUGUGUGCCACAAAUCCAAGCCAAUCAGAGAGUUUGCUACAGAACAAAAGUGAGGUAAUGCACACACGAGGGCCUUACUACAGCUGUCAACUCUUCCCCAUAAACGACUAUUUCAAGCUCGGAAACCUGCCAACCACGGGAGGAAACCGGAGCUCAGUGUUCAUAGACUCACUCAACAACACUGAAUCUAAUAGUCUGUGUUUCUACAACGUCUUGGUGACUGAGAACAGCUCUGGGAACUGCUCGGGGAUGUCACUGGUUCAUGCCAGUGACCAUCCAGAGAGCUCACACGUCGAUCGUUUGGAAGACGCCAAUUCAAGUGGUAAUUCGACAAACAGUCCACCUUGUGGAAGCUACGUGAGAGUAUCAUACACUCGAGUAGGCAGACAGCAGUACCACACACUCUGCAGGGAAGAACUGGCACAUCUGAAUCUAACACUACCAGAUGUGAAAGCACAAUGUCUAGAAAAUCUGUAAAUUAUGUUUUCAUUUCAUAAGGUCAUUCACUUAUUUUCGAAUCAUUCAUUAUCCACAAUAAAACAUUCCUGUAUCAUCAUU